AUGGAUGAAGGUUUUCAUUUUAUUAAUGUAGUUCUACAUCUACGUUUUCAGAAAUUCCCGCUCAGCAAAGAAUUCGGCAAAGCUCCAUUCUCGGAAAAAGUAAAAAAUGAGCAAUUCCUAAAUAACUUGUUCCAAUCAGAACUAUGCAUGACUGACGGUGAAUGUGAAUCUUAUAGAGAAUUCCGACUCUAUCUUUCUGAUACUGAAUCAUAUGUGACGUAUUUCACUAACACAACUUGUAUAAACCCUGAAACUCUUCCCGCUAUUCUGGAGACCUGUAAUGAGGGACCAAUACCUAUUGCACCUCCUUGCUACAGAUUUACGGAUUCUUGUUUGAUUGAUGAGCUCAGGAAGCAAGGACAGUGCUCAUCUGGGCAACUGGGCUCUUUUCAAAAGAUGCUUACGCACGCUCAAAAUAGAUGCGAACAAUUAAUAAAGAAUAGCAUGCAGUGGCGUCGCUAUUUAAAUUUGAUUGAAAUGAAAGUGGAUUUUCUUCACAUGUGA
Messenger RNA from Caenorhabditis briggsae, 504 nucleotides. The coding region runs from base 1 to 504 and encodes 167 amino acids. The record is from RefSeq and is a predicted model, not a curated record. NCBI's taxonomy places the organism in Eukaryota, Metazoa, Nematoda, Chromadorea, Rhabditida, Rhabditidae. The transcript has a single exon.